Messenger RNA from Drosophila yakuba, 1189 nucleotides. RefSeq names its product microfibril-associated glycoprotein 4. The record is from RefSeq and is a predicted model, not a curated record. Lineage: Eukaryota; Metazoa; Arthropoda; Insecta; Diptera; Drosophilidae. The transcript is spliced from 5 exons. Bases 114 to 1121 code for a protein of 335 amino acids.
GAUUAGUCAGUUGCCCAGUGGAGCAGUUGCAACUGCGUUGCAUUCGCUGGCAUCGUUUUUAGCCUGGAAUCGGAACACGUACGUCGGAGUAAAUAUAUAUAAUUAACAUCGCGAUGGCGCUGGAGGCGCUCGUCACGGCUUUGGCUUGCCUCAGCACCACCACAAAUGCCACGAGCAACUUGCCAGGAAAACACUUUUCCGUGAUAAUGAGAAACUCGGCGGAGCCCUAUUUGCUGGCUGAAAAUGGCACUGCCGCCAGUUGUCCAGUAAGCACUUUGGCUGGCCUAGCAGCACGUGUACAAUCCAUGACAGAUGAGCUGCAGACUCUAAAGACAGAGCUUAACGAGCUACAGGGGCUCAUUGAGGAGUAUAAAAAUCAGGGCACCGGCAUACCCAUUGCAACCAGAUUACUUCGUCCAUUGCCAGCCAGCGUGCAGAGCUUUCCGCUGGCGCUGGCCACGCCCACCGACGAUACGCCCCGCAAUUGCCACGACGAGAAGCACGGUCAGGUGAGGAUCCGGAUUGCUCCAGAUGCGGAACCCUUCUUCGCGAGCUGCGACCAGAAGGUGAGAGGCGGCGGCUGGAUGGUGAUCGCCUAUCGGUUCGAUGGCAGCGAGGAUUUCAAUAAGGAUUGGCAGAACUACAAGUCCGGUUUUGGGGCACUAAACUCGGAGUUCUUCAUCGGUUUGGACAAGCUGCAUAGCCUAACCAACAGUGAGCACCACGAGUUGCUCAUUAUAAUGAAAAAGAAGAGUGGCGAGGAGCGUUUCGCGCUGUACGAUCACUUCAGUAUUGGCAGCGAAUCGGAGAAGUAUCUGCUAUACGUACUUGGUGCCUAUAAGGGAGAUGCUGGGGAUUCGUUGCGCUAUCAUGCGGGCAAGAAGUUCACCACCUUCGAUCAGGAUAACGACGACAAUGGACAGAACUGCGCCAGGACACACGCUGGAGCCUGGUGGUAUGGCAGGGAGUGCUUCGAGAGCAACUUGUUUGGCACAUUCCAGUCGAAGUACGGCCAGGAGAUUGGCUACUUCAAGGGCAUCCUGUGGAAGACCUUCCUGCCAGGACCCACUGGCUCGCUCAGCUACGUUCGCAUGCUCAUUCGUCCGCUGAAGAAGCGGUAGAAUGUACAGUAGAUCAAUCACAAAGACUCCUCAGGCAUAGAAUACAAUAAAUGUCGAUUAUUUAAUAA